Molecule: messenger RNA, 6462 nt
Organism: Heterocephalus glaber (naked mole-rat)
Lineage: Eukaryota; Metazoa; Chordata; Mammalia; Rodentia; Bathyergidae
Gene: Zbed6
Product: zinc finger BED-type containing 6
Biological process (GO): regulation of transcription by RNA polymerase II
Cellular component (GO): nucleus
Molecular function (GO): protein dimerization activity; DNA binding
Source: RefSeq, a predicted model, not a curated record
UCCCGCGUUCUGCGUCGUGCUGGCACUAUUACUGGCCGGGUUUUAGAUUUGAGCCUGUAGCCGGGCGCCAUCUUUGACGCUGGCAGUUUUAGAUUUUUGCUGCUGUGAGGAGGGUGGACGGCAACAGCUAAGAGAGAAGAAAGACGUGGCAGCAGGCGGGAAUCAGAGAUAGUGUCAUCGGUUCGGAUUGAUGAACCCGUAACGAAGAGCACCCCCUAAACUCCCAUAAUCGGUGCGGAUUCCCAUGGGGAAGGUCCAUAUUGUUGACAUCUUCCAGGCCUUGGUUCUGGACCUUGAGAAGGAGGCUGUGGAACUAGUAAUAGCGAUGCUUUGUAGGGUAAAUGUGUGUAGGUAUGGAGGAGAGGGGAGGGAUCAAUGUAAAAGAAAUGGAAGUGGUUUAAAGUUCUUACUUCAGUUUUUGCUAUUCGUAUAGGGGUCAACUUGUGAGUUGACAGCCGUAAAACUUCAGUAUAAAAAUGUUAACUUUUAAUAGAAACGGUAAAUUGAAAAUGUUGCUUGUUAUCUUGUUUUAAAAUUUUAUUCCCAAAGAAUUUUUUUCAGCUACUUACAUUAAAAAAAAGUGCUUUUAGUCAGAAUUGAAAGGGCUCAACUAGCAUUUAAUGACCAGUAUGUGGAGUCUGAUUUAGCUUUCCAGAAUUGACUUUUUGGGUUGUAUUGUAAAAUCAGUGAUGAAUGUUGAGUGGUGCACAAUGUUUUUGUUUAAGUGAAAUUUCCUGAAAAUAAUUUCAGAAUUAAGACAGUUAUUUUAAUCGAUGUUACUAUUAUGAGGCAUCAUAAAAAUACAUAUUUUAAGAACUGAAGGCAUUUCAAGCAGGUGCAAAUCUUGAUGAAGCAGAAAGAACGUGAACCUGAGAUUUGAAACCUCUGGCUUCAGCUACUACUGACCAACUCAACUCUAUGACUGUGGGAAAGUGGGCCUCAGUUCAUUUUUCAGUAACGUGAGGAUGCUGGACUGUUCGAAUUUAGAAUUUAGAAAGUUGGAAGGGAUCUCAAUGCCCCCUCACAAAGAAUUUGGGAAUGUUCUCCACUGCUGUUAUUUUUCUUCCAAAAAUAAUCUGGCUUCAAAGUCAUUGGUCCGAAGGGAAUUUGACUCCCCAUAGAAAUUGGAAAAAAGGUAAUACAAAUAGAAAGUAAUAGCUGUAUUUGUACUUCAGUAAUAAACCCGUUAACAGAUUCUGGUACGAAUUUUGGAACCAAAAGGAGAAUGAGUGUAUGUACUUUAAGUGUACCAGUUUCUCCACUCUCUCCUGACAGAAGAUGCAGCACUUUUAGUGGUGCUGGAAUUCUGGGAUGCGUUUCCAUUAAUUCUAAUUCAGAUGAAGAGGAUGUGGUAGAGGGAAAGAUGGUGGCAGAAGGAGUGGAUAAAGAGGCAAAAUUGCCUGCUAAAAAGAAAAGAAAGAAGGGUUUGCGGAUUAAGGGGAAAAGACGCCGAAAAAAAUUGAUCCUUGCCAAAAAGUUUAGUAAGGAUUUAGGAUCUGAGAGGCCUGUUGCAGAUGCCUCUGCUUUGUUAGCCUCCAGUGCCCCUGAGCAGGAUGAAGAAAGUCUUUUUGAUGGCAAUAUAGAAAAACAGAUCUAUCUACCUAGUACCAGAGCCAAGACCUCCAUCGUGUGGCACUUCUUUCAUGUUGACCCCCAGUACACAUGGCGGGCUAUUUGUAAUCUGUGCGAAAAAAGUGUCAGCAGGGGUAAACCAGGCAGCCAUCUUGGUACGUCUACUCUUCAGAGACAUCUGCAGGCAAGGCAUUCACCUCACUGGACCAGGGCCAACAAGUUUGGAGUCACAAGUGGGGAGGAGGAUUUUACUUUGGAUGUAUCUUUAUCUCCCCCUUCCCCUGGAAGCAGUGGAAGCUUUGAAUAUAUUCCUACAGAUUCGUUAGAUGAUAAUAGAAUGGGUAAGAAAUGUGAUAAAUCAGCAUCUGAUGCCCUGAGGGCAGAAAGAGGGAGAUUUCUCAUCAAAAGUAACAUUGUAAAGCAUGCCUUAGUACCUGGAACCAGAGCCAAGACAUCUGCAGUUUGGAAUUUUUUUUACACUGAUCCUCAGCACAUCUCAAGAGCUGUGUGUAAUAUUUGUAAAAGAAGUGUGAGCCGGGGUAGGCCAGGUUCCCACUUGGGAACUUCAACACUUCAACGACACCUGCAGGCCACACAUCCCAUCCAUUGGGCUGUUGCCAACAAAGACAGUGGUGCUAUUGGAAAUGGAAUAGAUGAGACUGAGACUGAGAAUAGUGAUCUCUUGAAUGAUACUUUACAUGGAGAAAAGUCUACAGGCAGCCAAGAUUUAACAGCUGAGGACCUCAGUGACUCUGAUUCAGAUGAACCUCCUGUGUUAGAGGUUGAAAAUAGAUCUGAAAGUCCUAUUCCUGCUACAGAGCAAGACGAUCAGAUGCAUGCACAAGAGAGAGAGACAACAUUUUGUGAAAACUCAGCCUCUAAUCAAAUAAGUCGGGCAAUUAUUCAAAUGAUUGUAGAGGAUAUGCAUCCUUACAACUACUUCUCAACCCCAGCUUUUCAGAGAUUCCUGCAGAUUGUGGCUCCUGACUAUAGAUUGCCGUCAGAGACUUACUUUUUUACUAAGGCUGUACCUCAGUUAUAUGAUUGUGUCAGAGAAAAAAUUUUCUUAACUUUAGAGAAUGUUCAAAGCCAAAAGAUCCACUUGACUGUUGACAUAUGGACCCAUGACCCAUCCACUGACUAUUUCAUUGUGACUGUACACUGGGUGUCUUUGGAAACUGCAUCUUCUCCCAGUAAUGGCAGGAUCCCUGAUUUUAGAAAGUGGGCAGUGCUUUGUGUUACAGGUUUGGCCAAAGAUUGUUUGAUAACCAACAUUUUGCAAGAAUUAAAUGACCAAAUUGGUCUGUGGCUUUCUCCUAAUUUCCUUAUCCCUAGCUUCAUUGUUUCUGACAAUUCCUCUAAUGUGGUGCAUGCAAUCAAAGAUGGUGGUUUUACCCAUGUGCCAUGCUUCCUGCAGUGUUUAAAUAUUGUCAUUCAGGACUUUUUCUGUGAGCACAAAAGCAUCGAGAAUAUGUUAGUGGCCGCUAGGAAAACCUGUCACCAUUUUAGUCACUCAGUCAAGGCCCGUCAGAUACUACAAGAGUUCCAAAAUGAUCACCAGCUUCCAUGGAAGAAUUUGAAGCAGGAUGAAACUGGUCAUUGGGUUUCUACCUUUUAUAUGUUAAGAUGGCUCUUGGAGCAUUGCUACUCAGUUCACCAUAGUCUUGGUAGAGCCAGUGGAGUUGUACUCACCUCCCUUCAGUGGACUCUCAUGACAUAUGUUUGUGAUAUUCUUAAGCCAUUUGAGGAGGCCACCCAGAAAGUAAGUGUAAAGACCACAGGAUUGAAUCAGGUGCUACCCCUAAUCCAUCAUCUACUCCUUUCCCUUCAGAAACUCAGAGAAAAUUUUCAAGUCAGAGGUAUUACUCAAGCUCUCAAUCUGGUGGACAGUUUAUCUCUGAAACUUGAAACUGAUACCCUACUAAGUGCCAUGCUCAAGUCUAAGCCCUGUAUUUUGGCUACAUUGUUAGAUCCAUGCUUUAAGAACAGCUUGGAAGAUUUUUUUCCUCAUGGUGCGGAUUUAGAAACUUAUAAGCAGAUCCUUGCAGAAGAGGUUUGUAGUUACAUGGAAUCUUCCCCAGAGGCCUGCCACACUGCAACUACAGAAGCCUCUGGUUCCUCAGUUACAGUAGGAACCUAUUCAUUUACCUCAUCUAUAGAAGAAGGCACCUCCAAUUCAGGUUCCAUGGAUAGCUCAGCUGCAGACAGUGUUAUCUCUGGAAGCAAAAGCUUCAUGUUCCCUUCUGCUAUAGCAGUAGUGGAUGAGUACUUCAGAGAGAAAUAUUCAGAGCUCUCAGGAGGUAAUGACCCUUUGAUUUACUGGCAGAGGAAGGUGAGCAUAUGGCCAGCUUUGACCCAAGUUGCCGUUCAGUAUCUAAGUUGCCCCAUGUGUAGUUGGCAAUCUGAAUGUAUCUUUACUACAGAUAGCCACUUUCAUCCAAAGCAGAUCACAAGCCUGAACUUUGACAAUAUAGAACAAUUGAUGUUUCUGAAAAUGAACUUGAAAAAUGUUAACUAUGAUUAUUCUACAUUGGUUCUGAGUUGGGAUCCUGAAAAUAAGGUUGUUCAAAGCAGUGAAAAAGAAAUAUUACCUUAACUUCUUUUUCUUUUCUCUAUUUAAAGUGAGAAACUUUUUGCUGUUAUUGUAUCCUUAUUGGUAUAGUCAUUAUAUGUAAUCAUACUAAUUAAAAAAAAAGUGGGCCUGAUGGUGCAUACCUGUAGUCCCAGCCAUUUGGGAGGCUGAGGCAGGAGGAUUGCUUGAGCCCUAAAGUUUGAGACCAGCCUGGUCAAUAUAGCGAUAAUUUGUAUCAAAACAAAACCAAAUCUGGGGAAACCUAAAAACAAGGGCUGAAAAUUCCUCAGAAGCAAUAUACUAUUGAUAAAAUGAAAGUUUACUUUAAUGAUUUUACAGUUGUAAUUCAGUGUUACACUUGAAAAUUUUGAACAUGUUUACAUCAGUUGAGAAAGAAAAGACAUUUUAAUUUAAAAAAUACGGUGCAGCAUUGAAAGGCCUUCAGCUAUUUUUGGCUGGUAGAUUGAACUAGUAGUAACUGAUGUCAGAAUUUCCCCCAACACGGAAGCUUUGAUAACUCUGAAACCUAUAAAUUGAGGAAAAAAAAUACCAAUUUGGUAUUCCUUCCCCCUCUCCAUUUUUCUGUUUCUUUAAAAACCCUGAUGCUUGUCUAUAGCUUUGCAAGAAGAAAACCCACAAAAUUGUUUUUGGUACUGUAUUUGGAAAUUUCUGUUCACCUCCUCAUACUGGUCAGCUUUAUAAUUUCAAAUUACUGGGUGUGAUAGAGUUAACUUUAUAUUUAGGAUUAGAUCUUUAUAAAAGGGGAAUAUUAGAAAACAAUUAGGAAAAAACGUCUCUGAAUUGCAUUUUUUAACCUUUGUGAUAUAAAAACAAAACUAUAGGUGCUUUUGCAUAAUUUAUGGUUAACAUAAUAAAAAGUUUGCAAAAUUGGAAAAGAUUCAGUGGGAAUUGAAUCACAAACCCUGUAUGAGUAUGCUUUGAGAAACCCAGUGUGCAUUUCCCAAAGAAUAUUUUUCUAAUUUAAAAAGCCUACUUAAUGAUCCAUAGUAUUGUAUUCUGAACUGUGAAGUUUUUCUAGCCACUGUAUUUUUAACUAAAAGUAAGCAGUCAGUAUUUUCAUGUGUUAGGAAUCAUUGGUGAAAUGAGUGAACAGAUCUCAAUAAUCCUUAUACCUUUCCACUCUGAAAGUAUGUUUCUUUGAAUAGGCCAGAAAAUGAAGACUUUUAGUAAACAACUAUUUAAGGUUUCAGACUGAAUAACUAAUGUAAGAUCCCAAUUUUUCCUUUUUUUCAUUUUAGAUUUGGGGAUAUUCCCUGCCCAAAAAAUUCCUGGAAAAUUGACUAGUAUUAAGUGUGAGUAAAAGGUGUCCACUUUUUUUAAGUUUUGGUUUUAGAUGUGUCUUCGAUAGUAUUUGGGAAGAUUUAGCCUAGAAAUUAUGUAGUAUUUAUUACAUGAGAAUCAAAUUUGCUUUGUUACUGGCCUGUCUUCAAAAAUUUAGAAAACUUGUUUCUGUGUAUCAAAAUACUUUUUUUUUCUUUUUUUAAAUUCUUAAACAGUAAAUGUACCAUUGUGAAAUGAAAUUUCAGCUCCGAAAGUUUACCUUUUUAUUAACUGGAGUACAUGGGUAAUUACAGUCUUUAGCUAUCACUAUCAGUAGUAAAGAAUUUGGAUAUAGGCUGUAUAAGCAAGCCUUUGCAGGGCCAGUAUUAAUGCCAUGCCAGUAAUACUGUUGAUAUAAGAGAAGAAGGGAAAACUUCCCUUAGAAGCUUUCUGUUUUGACAGUACCAGUUCAGAAUGGCUAUAAUGUUGCUCUGCCUUCUACAGCUUGCUGCACCACUCUGUAGUUACUCUGUAACUAUACAUUUCUAUCUUUUUUGGUUAAACACUCCCUGAUAAUGCUGCUAUACAUACAUCCAUAUUAUGCACAUUGAUAUAUGUGUAAGGGAUUUUCCUUCAUGUUGUUUUGUGGGCUGGGCAAAUUGUAAUGUAACAUCAACUUCACAGUUCUCUGGUAUAAAAAUAAGUUCACUAUUUUAGUAAUGAACCCAAAUUUAAAGACUUUUAUAGUGUAUUUUAAAAGGGGAAACUUACCCAGAUGUUUUAUUUCUACACAUUUGUGUGUGCGUGUGCGUGUGUGUAUAAGCCAGUUAGUAUAUAUGUAUAUUAUAUACAUAAAACACUUUAUAUUUUUGCAUACAAGUAUGCUUUUAUUAUACACAUAAUAAAGAUGGGGGAAGGUUUCUGUUUUUUUCUUAAUAGGUGAAGAAAUCUUGAAGACCAGAAAUUGGAUCUUAUUGAAUUUUGGUGUUUUUUUUUUCUUUUUUCUUUUUUCUUUUUAAAUUAUAUUGUUCAGCUAU